AUGGAAGCAGACGAUUUCCGUGAACCCCGUACGCCCCGUAAUCGUCCUACCCAACGAGCGCUGCCUGAUCAUUAUAGCCCGGUUACCGAUGCAGUACCAAGUCCCGAUUUGAACAUUGUGCACAGGCGCGACUUGACGCAUUAUGAUGCAGCUCAUAACCAACAGGUUAUGAGCCCAAGGGCUCCACAUAGCAACCCCGCAGGCGUUACUGAGUCACCAUCGCCCUUGCAGACGGCUACCCUUGUGCAGGCAACACGGCUGGAGAUCCCGACGUCAAUCCUUCAGCAGUUUGCACAGGCAGCUUCACUGGAUGCUACUCUGCUUCACGACAUAAGAGCGGCCGUAGUCGAACUCAAUGAUCGUAUGCAGUACAGAUCCAACAUCUUGGGGGAUGCAUGUGUAACGCUCCACUCUGGAUACAAUGCCAUGGUGGAUAAUUUGGACAGGCUUCAGCAAGGGAUGGAGGCCCAUAGCCGUACCUUGGCCUGUCUUAUGAACGAAAACCAGUCAUUGAAGCAGCAGAUCGACUCCACACGUGAACAACUCACGCAGUCCAGGCGAAAGCCGAGGCUGCAGUGUUGGGCCAAACAGUGGCAAGCCCAGGUUGAGGCUCACAUUGUGACUAUCCAAAAUAAUCUUGAUGCUGGAUUCCGGAAAGCCAGCUCGGAAAAGGAUGAUCUGCAGACCCGUCUUACUUUGCUUGAGCAGGCGUGUAAGCGGAAUGAUGGCAGGUUAGAUGACUUGGUCCAAAAGGGCCUUGGCGAACAUGACGGGGCAGUCAUGCCUGAGGUGCGUGCCGAGAUGGAUACGCUGGGCACAACGGUAUGUGAACAUAUGCAGCGUCUUGAUGAGAUGUUCCAGGACGUUGCAGGUCUACACGCCUCAGUAGCUACCAUGUCGGACCGCCAGGCUGCGAUGGAGCAGAACCUGGAAGUCUUGCACCAGACAUGGGAAGCUUAUGCCUUGCACAGUGAUCUCCUUGAAGGGGAAAACAUUGUGGAUGAAGCAGGCAUAAAUGAGUAUGAAGCCGAGUGGUGGGCCGCAGAUCCCUGUAUGCCACGCGGUCAUCAAACCGAGAAUCUUGACACAGCCGCAGGACCACAACCUGCAGAGCACCCGCCCGGCUUGGAGGUGCAACAGGAUGGAUCUCGGGAAUUGCCUUCGGCCGCAGAGCCGAAACCGGAGCAUGGAUCCGUGGCGAGUGUCACGGCAGGUGCAAUACCGCUCGGGCGUUGGAAGUUACUUCAGGAUGUUCCAUUGCUCAAUCUAGGUUCUGGGGAGCCCUGGGAACUGGGCAUGCGACUCAGGACGUGGAUCAAACAAGUAGAAACUAUUUCCAGUACGAUUGCGGGCAGUUUCGGUGAUUACGUAAAGAACCAGUUUCAGAUUGCCGAUCAGCGCCAUCAGAGACGAUCAUCUGGACUAGUAUCACUUGAAGCACUGAGGGAGGUUCCACUUGCCGAUCUUGAGAAUGAAAAUAGGUUAGUCCUUCUCUUGAUAAGGUGGAUUCCUUCAGAGCUAAAGCAAGGGGUUCUUGAAAAGAACGAUGAAAGCGAGCCGAUUCGGGCAGUCGACUUGCUGGAAGGUGUGUUGGAGACGUUGCAGCCCGGAGGGGCAGCCGAAAUGCAAAGUCUUAAUGCGUUUGUCCGUAGUUUGCAGCCUGCUUCCACGGCGAAGGAAGCACUUAGCACAUUGCGUCGCUGGCGCCUCGCGCGUACUCGCGCGACAUCGCUAUCACUGCCCCAGGUUGCGCCGUAUGAGGAGCUGAAAGCACUUGAGACCCUAGUUCGGAAUCUUGAAAGGCGGCAUGAUCGCUUUAGGACAAUGCUGGGUCUGUUGCGCACGCAGCCUGAUAUCAUUCGGCCUACGGUUACGGGUGUCGAAUCCAUGGUAGCGCUAAUCGAUCAACAGCUGCAGCUGCUGAGUGCAGACGAACAUGUGAAAAACAAUCGCCAAAACGAGCCGGAUUCACAGGCGGCUAAGGGAAAAGGGGGAGGAAAGGGCAAGGGGGAUGGAAAGGGCAAUGGUGGCAGCGCCGCUACGAAGCCAUGUCCAUUUCUUAAGAAAUUUGGUUCGUGCAAGUUUGGCGAGAAAUGCAAAUUCAAGCACGAAGGUGAGGCAGCCGCAAAGCAAGCAUCAGCAUCAUCAUCGCAGGCCCAGGCCCCACUGGUAGGUGCACAGCCCAAUCCUAAAGCUUCAGCCGCGCGAGUGAAGUCGCAUGUUCCAAUGGCUCGGAGUUCCGGGUACGCAGAUUCAGCAGAGGCUGAGGAGGAGAGUAGUGCAGCGCCUUCUUCAACUGAGGAGGAGAUGCCAAUGCACGCUGAGGCGAGCACGCCGGAGUGGUCCGAUGUUUUAGAUCUUAGCGUAAGGGAUUAUGUUGCGUGGACGCAUAGGCGCACGGGACAAUAUGUAGAUGAUGAAGGUCGUGGGCCACCUGAAAUUCAGAGCUUUGCAGACAGUGCCUUUUACACUGAGCCGAAUCCGCGGUCGGUGACGUGGGCAGUGUGGUUCACUGUCAUACAUGACCAGUUGGAUGAGGAUGAUAGCGGAGUGAUUCCAGUGGCUGAUGGUGUAGACAUGAUCAAGCUUGACGCUGCGCUGGUGCAGUGUGCAGAUGGGAUCCCGAGACCGGUUUUCGUAGCUUGGGUGGUAGAUUUAAAGACUGGCCGUGAACGAAGAUUCGCAGUCGCAAGAAUCACUCAGCAGCCGAUUGUGCGUGAGUGGCCGAGGCCACCGCCCAAUGUAGCUGCACCACCGAGGGCAACAAACUCAACAGUUCCAUGGGCGGAGAUGCGGGCAACUUCGCGGGCAGUGCCACAUGUGACACAGGCUCACCAUCCACCUGUGAGCGCUUGUCUGCAUCGACGACCGACGAGUGUGCAGCAACCGGAAUCCUUGUACCUAGAAGGGACAGAUGGAGCACACCAGAAACCCCUAGCAGCAGCCGCUGUAGGAAGUGCACUGGGGCAUGCAGGGGGGGACGAUCUUGUCCUUGCAGAUACAGGUGCAAAUGAGGUCAUCAGACCUACCGGAAACGGGCCUCCGCCCCGUUCCUCUAGUGUGAGCUUGACUUUAGCUGAUGGAAAUGAGGUUGAGGCUUGGCGCACGCGUGAUGGGGAAUUGGCUAUUCCGGGAAGUGAUGCAUGGAUCGCCCCUAUAGGUAAGAUAGUUGCCCUAGGAUAUCGGUUUGUAUGGGACCCCAUCACAGGAGCACAGCUGAAACGUGAUGAUGGUGAGGAUGAGACAACAUACCACUUGUGCAUCGAGAAUGGAUUGCCCUACUUGGCCUGGAGUGACUUUGUAGAGAUUCGGAAGCAGUUGUCCCAAGCACAUAAGGUCCGAAAGCGCAGCAUGUGUGCCCAUGUGGAGUCCCCAGCAGAGCCGCGAUAUGUGACAUUGGAGGACUUCGUCGCAUGCGAAGCUGAACACCGUGCUCAGGAGGAGCCUGUGGGACACAUUGGCGAAAGAGACAUCACCUUUGCGCCGCAUCGAGAUCUUGGAAACGAGAACGAUACCCAGAACAUCCUCGUAGUCUUGAACCAUCAGAGGGCUGUGAAUUGGCAGAAGUACCACUUGCUAUCAUACGAGGAGGCGCAGCUGGGAAAUGAGAUCGAAGCUCGACUGUUGGAAGCUAGCACGGCGCCGGCCCAGGCUGAGACUGUCGACUUGAAGGGGUUUUACACCGGUGACCGCCAAGAAAACUGGAAGGCAUCGCUGGUAAAGGACUAUGGCAAGAUGAAUGGGGUGCUCGAGGAGGUGCUCCGAACUCAGCUCAGGGAGAAGUUGGGGAUUGAUGAAUCAAAGCCAUUGCCCCGAGAGAUACCGUCGAAGAUCGUUGCUACUUUGAAGCCCUGUGACAACCCAGCUGAAGCCAACGCCGAUGGUUUCUUGGAAAAGAGCAGGCUUUGUGCACGUGGCAACUGCGAAGCGGGGGUUGACAACAAUGGUGAGCCGUGGUCAUCUUCAAACAUUCCACUUGAAAUUGUACGCACUUUCGUGUCUCUUGCUGCAUCCAACGAUGCUUGGACGUUGGGCGGUCUUGACGUAGAGGAAGGUUUUUUAAAAGUUGACAUAUCGUCCGGGGAUCCUGUGAUUCUUAGCCCGCCGAAAGUCAUGCGGGAUCUGAACAUGGUUUCGCCAAAUACGGUGUGGAUCGCGCGCAAGAAUAUCUACGGAUUACGUCGGGGACCGACGGAAUGGCAGAAGGAACGAGACACGAAGCUGAAUCAUGCAGUUAUUGAGCCGACAUCGUCCGACGGACUCUCAGCAUUGACCCUGGUUCCACUCAAUCUGGCUGCAGGCUUGUGGAAGGUGGUGGAUUCGCGUGGAGCGGUAGUAGGAGCAUGCUGUUGCUACGUUGAUGAUGGUCUGGUUCUUGGAUGCGUGGAAGUUAUCCGAGGAGUGACUGCGUACAUCCAAGGGCUCUGGGCAAUCAAGGGUCAGGGAAUUCUUGCUAAACCCAGCGUGAACCUCACCGAGGAUGUAAAAAUCAGUGAUACCUUGACUUUGAAACUUGUUCAGUGCAUGCGGUUCUUGGGCGCGGAAAUUUCUGCUUCAGAAACAGGCUUGCAGAUUGGACAGGCCAAAUAUGGGGCCCAGGAACUCCGAGCACGGGGCUGGCUAGCAUUAAAGGGGUCUGAGUCGCUCCCGGUACCUUCCGAAGGACUUGCGGGAUCAGAACUUCGCGAUAGCAAUUUCCAGCGCAACAUGAAGUUGGCUCGGAAGGAGGCCGGAACAUUGAUGUGGGCUGCGUGCCUUGGAAUCGCUUCAACGCUGAUAACUGUACGGCCUACGGAGAGCCUUCGGCUGUGCAAGGGAAUCUGGCGAUACCUUCGGGGUACUUGGGACAAGUAUGGUUACAAGGAGUCCGAAGGUUCAGAGGCCAAUGGCGACGAUCAAUGGGUGUUCCGGAUUGUGUCGGACGCUUCUCUGGCCCCAGGCGGGGCUCGCUGA
Molecule: messenger RNA, 4953 nt
Organism: Symbiodinium sp. CCMP2592
Lineage: Eukaryota; Dinophyceae; Suessiales; Symbiodiniaceae
Source: the annotation of a GenBank genome assembly